AUGUCAUAUGCAAUUGUAGAACAGAAGAAGCAAAAUGCCCCCAACACUCUUGGCGGUGCUGAAUUCUGUAUGUAUAAAAUAUCUACAGGGUGCAUGUAUAUAAAAAACGGUGUCCAUUUUGUUUCUAAAAUGCAUUAUUCAAACCUUUAGAAAUGUAUUGUCUUUAAUUUAUAUAGAUGCAUAAAUAUUAGCAUAAUAGUAUCAUCAGUUUAUGGGGCUAGCUCGCCACUGGUGUAUGAGGUAUUGGUAUAGCACACAAAAAGUUGUAGUUUCUAAGGUUUGAUGAAGAACUGAAACUUCAAUUUUGGAGUUAGUUGAUAAAAUUGGCGAUUUAUUUUGGUAUUGCAUCUCAAAAUUUUGAUUCUCCAAUCUAAUUCCCAUAAAAUAAUUGUUUUUCGUGGACAAAUUGAUCAAAUAUGAAAAGUAGCUUAUACAUGUUAGAAAAAUCGGAAUAAAUGCUUUAAAGUGAAUGUAUGCACAAAUGGCUAGCUGUAUUAUUCUUUUUCGAAAUUUAUGAUUGAAAGCAGAACCCCGUUUUUUAUAUCUGCAUGUAUAUUCUGGCACAUAUAAUAUUUGAUAUAUACACAUAUAUAUAUAAACGUUAACGUUGAAUUUUAAUAGAAAGCAAUUUCUUAAAAUUAUAUUUUGAAUUUCAGUUGUGUCAACGACAGAACAAGUUAUCCCGCCAAUACCAACGACAAUACCAACACCCAAGAAAGGUAAAUUGGACACAGAUACCACCACAGCAGAAAAAAAUAAAUCAUAAAUUCUUGCAUCUGUCUGAACACUGACAGUUAUUAGAUAUUGAAUUAGGUGUUAAUUUUUACUAUGCGCUGUUAAAUACUGCAGAUACACCUGCAUGCGUGGACCACUAUGUUGAAGUUAACUAGAAAUACAUGCAUGCAUGCAUGCAGAAACCCCUUGCUGUGCUAGCAAAACCACUAUAUUUUGCAAAUGAAGUAUAAAUAUUUGUCAUGGUAACAUGUACUUUUAAAAUUGAAAAACUCCCAGAAAAUAUCACUUUUAUUUACGAUAUUAUCAAUUUUCCAAAUAUAUUUUGUGUUUCCCAAAUAUAAUCUAUAAAUUAAUUUACUUUUGGGCGGCUUAGCGCCUCUUUGAAAAUUAAGAUCCAGACGGGUGCUGAAGCUCACCUAGUUUAAUAAUUCACUUAAUAAGGAAUAUUUCAUUGAUCACAAUCUUUGUAAAUUUGUUCAGUUUGCCUUUUAGGCAACGAUCAAUUUCUAGGGGACGGGAUUUAGCACCCCACCCCCACUUUUACUUUAGGAAGGAUGGACUAUUUGCACCCUAGCCGCCCAGCGCCCUGUUCCGCCGCCCGCCCGUGACUUGUAAAAGCUGCUUCCACAACUUUUGUGUAAAUCAGCUAACAGCUGUGCACACGCCAUGCACAUAGCUCCAUCACAACUUUAAGGCUUUCUUGUGCUGUAAUGUUUACUGGCUUUUAUCUGUCCUAAAUAGGAUUUGCGCCAUCAUAUCGCCCAAUAUUUGCACUACGGACAGAAAAUUAACAUUAACAUUGAUUGCGCUACUCCUCUUUCCAAAAUGUUUCCUAAACUUUUACUGCGUUUCAUUGCGGCGUAAUGAAUUCGCAAAACAUGAUUAUAUUGCCGAUCAGUUUUCUCUUUUUACUAAUAGGUUGUGAAGACAGUGACGAUGAUAGUGAUGAUGAUAGUGAUGAUAAUAGUGAUGAUGAUAGUGAUAAUGACAGUGAUGAAUAUAAUGAUUAUGAUUAUGAUUAUGAUUAUGAUUAGUGAUGAUGAUAGUGAUGAUGAUUAGUGAUGAUGAUAGUGAUGAUGAUAGGAAUGAAGAUAGUGAUGAUGAUUAGUGAUGAUAAUUGUAAUUAGUGAUCAUGAUAGCGGUGAUGAUAGUGAUGAUGAUAGUGGUGAUGGUAGUGAUAAUGACAGUGAUAAAGAUAAUGAUUAUGAUUAUGAUUAUGAUUAG
Molecule: messenger RNA, 1959 nt
Organism: Paramuricea clavata
Lineage: Eukaryota; Metazoa; Cnidaria; Anthozoa; Malacalcyonacea; Plexauridae
Source: the annotation of a GenBank genome assembly